AAGACAGUAGAAGUAGUUGUUGGUGAUGAAUAUACUUGGUCGUACCCGGGGUUCGGGACUCCCGCUCUGGGUUCAGUGACUAGGUACCAUAUGCCGGGUCGAAGCGUUAUUUGUAUUACACCUGAAGUAGUGACUACUUACAGUUAGACUUCAUUUCUUAAUAUCUUUUGUGUAAUCAUCUUUUGGUUAAAGACUUAAUUUAUAAUUGACUCUCAGAGGUUAACAAGAUAUUUGUCUCGACAUAUCAAAUUCCAAAUGCAUGCCGCAUAAAAACACAUGUUCCGAUGGCCGCGACGAAUCAGCGAUGCCUUCUUGAGUCUAGGUCUACCUGUGAAGACUGCAGUAGUAGGCCAUAGAUUCCAGCGCUCCUGUGCGGAGACCAUUCGCUUGCACUGAGAUCGCACUCAGCAUUACAGCACUACGUCAAGUACGCGCGUGAUGCGAUCGCAACCACACAGAAGAGAACCACGAUGAUGAUGAUGAUGUGAAUCUACUCGGCAAUCUGCCUAAGAUUUUCCUGGCGAGUUCUGCCCGCUAGUCUGGCUUGUUGUUGGCCUGCAGAAGAGCAACAUAAUUUGCGACUUCAAUACGACGAUCUUACAACAUCUUCAUCGUGAGCAACAUGAUCGAGAAGUUGUAGUAAGUUCUUUUACAACAGUACAACCAUCGAACCAACUCGAGCUCCUCCUUCUGCUCGAGUUCAAGUUCGAACUUCGAAAAUUAUGAGUAGUCCCAAGCCACUUGCUGACUCCACCAUCCGCUCAGAUGGCUUGCAGUUGGAGGCUAGUGCCUCUUUUACCUUUGGUCCCGCAGUGGCUGCAUCGCUCGGCUCCUCCAGUACGUCCUCACCUCCACCACCACCUGGAGCACCGCCAAGACUUGGCGCUCAUUCUCUUGCGCCACCUCCGAAAAAAGUUAAGGGUCGUAAGUAGGUUUAUAGAUACUUUAUUCACUUACAGUCCAACUCCAAUCUUCAUACUGUGAUGUCGUGUGGAACAAAAAAGAAUAUAACCCAAGUAGUAAGUUGGGUUUCAGGAGGAGUCCUGCAAACACAUAAGUACACUUUUGCUGUUUCUGUUGACGUUGGUUUUGAUGCUUCAUCUCUUGUUGAGGGAGGACAAGAGCAUAACCAACAUGCUCAACUAACAUCGAAAUGCUACUUGCUUCUAACAAAAGGGGGGUCUUGCCACCUGUCCCGACACACUACGAGAGUCCUCGGAAUGCAGGAGCUGCCCUCAACAAGCUGAUGAAAGGAGAUGGCGCAGAUAGUGGAGGAGCAGAUAGCGAUGAUAGCGAGAUGGCUUUUACGUUUGGAACAGCUGGACCUGAUUGCGCGACGAAAAAAGCACUGACGCCAAGGAAUGCAGGUGGAGGAGGCCUUAUGGAAACCGUCAAAGAGGAGGUUGGUGUUUGCUUUUUUUCUUUGCUUUGGGUACUAUCACCUCCGCAGUAUCCCACAUUUCUGUACUUCUAGUAUCCCACAUCUCUGUAUUCCACAUUUUAUUCUGUGAAAAUAUACCAGUCCCCCACAUAACCCUGCAGACUCCGCAGUCAUCAAAGGGCAAAGCGGCGCCGCCCAUAGACACUAACGCACCGACACUAGUCGGUGUGAACGUUGGAGAGAGUCCUAGUGGAGAUCCCGGACUCAAUGAUAGCCUUUUAGGACCAAAUUUUUUAGACGCACCUCUUGUUGGCGGUGGAGCAGCGAGCUCGAGCUCAUAUAGAGGUAUGGAAACUACUCUUCAAUUAGUUCGAGAUUCCCUUGUUUUUCUGCUCUAUUUGUUUUGUAGGAAUAUCGUUUCCGUUUCGACGUCGUAGAAACCUGUGCGCUGCACUCUGACGAUGACCUUCACAUCGAUCAUAAAACGAUCUCAGGUCCCGCCGCUGCCCCUGGCUUAUACAAUACGCACGUAGACCCUUACGGUAGCGGCUAUGGCGGAGGCGACCCAUACCCGAGCUACGUGGAUCCACGGGAACAGGCGAUUGCUGACUACUAUAAUCAGCAUGGCGUUUAUCCUCCAGGGACUGGUGCAGUUCCGAACCCCUACGGCCUUGGCACCACAGGCCAUCAGCUACCUCCAACUGCGCCACCCGGCGUUGCCCCUCCUGGAGGUCAUCCUGGUGCGCAGCUUCCCAUAGGUGGAAUAGACGCACACGCAGUGGCGCAAGUGUACGGCGCCGGCGCGGGUGCCGCAGCAGCGUAUGUGCAGGCACAACAGGCGUUGCAGCAGGCUCAACAACUACAGCAACAACAGGCUGCGGAGGCGUAUUAUCAGCAGCAACAGAUGGCGGCUGUAGCGAUGCAGCACGUCGUUCACGCGGGUAGUUAAGGCUUGAUAUAGUAAAUAUUAACAUUUCCAGCGGUCAUUGAUUGCUCCUUCUUUUCCUUCUUGGGAUUCUGAAGCAAUGAAUUGAAUUCUGAAGCAAUUUUUAACUGAAGAAAUGCAUUGUUUUGAGCUCUAAGAUAGUGUAACGAAAGAUCUACAUUCUAUGACAAAAGAGGAGCUGGAAGGCGUGCUCGGUCAAGAACGGGCAAGGCUGGCGCAGAUGUAUAAGAUUUUUUGGAUUCCUCGUCAAUCUAGUAUGAAGAAUUAUACCAGAAGUAGAACUGUAAUAAACGAUGAACAUUCAGCACCUUCUUUCAUUCAAUGACUGUUCUUUGCUGGUGUGAUCUACAUCUACUUACAUGAUCAUUUCAUCUUCAUGAUCAUCAUGGCCUUGUUCUACAACAACAAAUCCAACUAUCCAACAGAGAAGCGAGGCAGAAGAGCGGAAUACCUUCCGAGCACGCCGCGGCAGAGGGUGAGGCAGCGGCGGAAGGCGAAGAGUACGAAUAUGAGGAAGGUGGAGAGGAAGCACACGCGGAAGUAGUAGACGAACAUGUUGGUGUCGAGGGCGGAAAACCAUGUUGUGUUAUACUUUGACACAGAACUUGGUCGUUGUUCUUCUUCUUCAUCGUCAUCCCGUUCUCACUGCGGAGCACCGCAGACAACCGCAUCGGAGAAAUAGAUGUUGAAAGGAGAAAGCUACGCAAGUGAUCAUAAGCUCUUCGUAAAACUCAUCUAGUGCAUCCUCAUCAAUAGGCACCAGCUGUGGCUGACUAAAUGCUUUUUCGACUGAAUCCUUUUUCUUAUUUCUCAAGCUUCAAGUUCAACUUGUUCAAGAUAUCCUAACUCUUGGAAGACGAGCCAUUUCUAGACUGUGAUUGUAUCGCAACAAGAAAACGCAAAAAAACACGUCGACGCGCAACGUUCUUGAGUUCUUCUUGUUGUCGAUCGAAGUGUCUUCCUGUGGAGACUUUGCUUCGAUCGAUAUGAUGACUAGCAAAACUUAGCUUGUGGAAUCCGAUUCUAACAGCUUCUAAGGGAGAUACGUCAUUGGUUUCGAUGUCGCUUUCCCUUUGGAG
Messenger RNA from Amoebophrya sp. A25, 3406 nucleotides. Lineage: Eukaryota; Dinophyceae; Syndiniales; Amoebophryaceae. The record is from the annotation of a GenBank genome assembly.